AGCAGAGCCACUCUGCUCUCGCUCUCUCGCUCUUGCUCACCCUCACACACGCACAGACUAGCUAACACCGACCAGCAACGUAGAGUCGUCGUGUCAAGCUUUUCGGUCUGCAACGACCAGGUUCGUGUUCGCCGCCGUUCGCCGUUCGCUGUCGCCUUGGCUGGUGUUGUUGGUAUUGUUGCUGGAGUGCUGUUGGAGUUCGACGACGGUUGUCGGUUGUGUGUUGUUGGGCUUUGUGCUUUGUUGGUUGGACAACACACACACACGCGCAUACACAACGGCACAUUGCCGUGGCAGCAGAAGCAGAGGCUGAACUGAACAGCGCCACAGUCGCAGCCGCAGCGAAGACGCGCUCGCCGCUAGCAGUCGCAAAGCAGUCGCGUACUUCACUUCCGCCGUUACCGUUAGCACCACACAAAAACCGGACGACGACAAAAAAAGCUCCCGCCAUCCGUCGCGCCACAAACAGCAGUAGCAGUAGCAGCAGCAGCAGCAGGCCGCAACUGGAGCCCCGCCGCAGCAGCAACAAUAAAUAAACAAUAACUAAUAUUAGCUAUUUUUUCUACCCUCUCUCUAAAUGUAAUAUCAUCCUCUAAAAAAAAAUAUUCAACACAACCACAACAACAACAACAACAACAACAACAACAACAAAAGAAGUGCAAUUUUUUUCAAGUGUGACCAAGUGUGAAAACAGAAAGAAAUCAAAACAAACGAAAACGAAAACAAGAAACCAAAACAGAGAAGGAGGAUCAAAGCAACUCCAAUUGGAAUAAUGUUAAAGCUGUUUCCCAGCUCCUAUUGCCGGAGGGGUAGCGAUAUCUAAUAGACGAGAGACGUGAAAGACGGGGCACAGACACACCGACAGACAAUAUGGGUGGCAAAUGCAAAUGCAAAAAUAAAACAAACGAAACGAACAACUGUUUUCAGAGGCCGCUACCAAAAAAAACUACCAACUGAAAAAAUAUACACACAGCAGCAGCAGCAGCAGCAGCAGCAAUAGAUUAAUCCCCCGUGAAACCGCACCACCGCAAAGGAGUGAAGAGGAGAGUAAGGAGUAGGCCAAUAAGAAGAGAAACGGUUCCUAAAACGAAGAAAGACGGAAGCGGAUACAGGAAGGAAGAAGCAGCAGCAGCAGCAGCAGCAAAUAGAGAGAGUGACCCUUUCGCCUUUGCCUUCGUCCAAGCCAAGGUCACAAGAUCGAAGAUGGCAUCGCAGGAGUAGCCCACAAAGGAUACUUACAUAGCUGGAUACGCAUACAUAUGGAAAGGGAGUCAAAGAUCCAACUGCAUUUAACGCGCGCGUGUGUGUGCAUUGUAUCGUCCUGUAUGUGUGAGUGCGUGUCCUUUUUUUGUUGUGAAACUUGAAGGAUGAGCUAAAGGUAACCGAGUGCAAUAGUAACGUAACCGUAACGGGACCUUGAACAAGGAAUAAGCAACAAAUAUCACAAGAAAAACAAAACAAAAGCUUAAAACAAACAUCGGGCCAUCGUGGGUAGGAAUCGAAAUUCGAAAUUCGAAAUUCGAAAAUCCAAGUUCUGGCAUUGACAGCACACAUAAGGACCGUCGCGGGGGGCACCCCCUGUGUGUGUGUGUGUAGGAGUGUCCGCAGCCUGGAAAAGGAAAUCUUUGGAAAUUGGAAAGAAAAAUGAGAAUUAAAAUGCCAGCGGUCCGAAUUGCACAAGGUGAGUCUUCUAACGGUAACGGCACCAUCAGCGCCGCAACGGGCACCACAUUGUGCGUCCGCCCAGAGUUCCCACGUCUAAUGAUCACUGGUUCCACAAGUGCCACAAGUGCCCCAAGAACAGCCGCCCUCCCAAUCCCAGCCAAUUCUGACUCCACAGAGAACGAUGCGGUUGCCGCACAGGACAUUCUCACGUGCGGCGCCUGCCAGAAGGCAUUCGCCCUCUCGGACAUUGUCAAGUUCAUCCAGCACAAGGUGCUGCAGUGCAACAAGGAGAACUAUGGCCAGUGCUCCACGCAGGGUCCUCAAAUGGACCGUGACGCGGAGGAGGGACGACCCCUGAGCCUCGUCAAUCGCCGGCCCUCGAUCUCGGCCAUACCCAUCACAGGCCGCAAGUCCGCACCAUCCGUGGUGGUCAGCAGCGGCGGUGGUGGUGGUGGUGGUGCUGGUGCCACGGCUGCCACAGCAGCGGCCGUUGCCGCAGCAGCAGCUGCAGCGGCGGCAGCCAGCAGCACAGCCAGCGGCUCCAGGAUACACACCCCGCCACCAAGUCCCGCGGAUCUGCUGGCCGAUGGUGCCAGCAGCACGCCCAAGCGCCUCGUUGACGAGAACGACAACACAACGCCCAAGGACAGCAGCGAGGCGGCAGCCACCAUCGAGGCAUCGAUGCGCGGCAGUCCGGCGGCCAUUGAGCGGCAGGCGGGCGGCGACAGCAGCUGCGAUCUGCUCGAUGAGGAGCAGCAUCCACACACGCCCAAGGUCAAGCAGGAGCCGUAUGCCCCUGACGAGGAUAUGCCCCAUCUCGCAGGAUCGCAGGAGCAGGAGCAGGAGCAAUCCGUUGCCGACUGCCAGCCUCUGGCAAAGCGGCCCAAAAUGGAGCUGGUCGAUGCCGAGGCCAACACAGUCCACACAGAGCCCAGCAAUUACACUUGCUCCACAUGCAAGACCCGCUACACAUCCGCGUGGCGCCUCAUCCAGCAUGUCCAGCACUCGCACGGCGUGAAGAUCUACGUGGAGGCCACUGGUGGCGCCUCAGCCACAGGCACAGGCACAGCCACAGCCACACUCACUGUGGCCACACCCGCCGCCCUCAACAACAGCGCUUUGGCCGCAGCUGCAGCCGCUGCAGCAGCCGCUGCCGCCGUUGCGGCUGGCGUCAGUCCGCAGCCCGCCGAGGCGGCGCUGAAGCGCAGCAGCCCCGCUGGAGCGGGUGUCGCCGCCGUCUCCAUGUCCACCUCCGUCAGUUCCACAUCCUCCGCAUCGCUGGCCAACACGAGCGGCGGCAGCAACAGCAGCACCAGCAGCAUCCACGCCAGCGGCAAUGUCAGCAUCAGCGCCUCGUCCCCCCAGCAGCAGCAGCAGCAGCAGCAGCAACAACAAUUGCAGUUGCAACAGCAGCAGCAGGCGGCGCAACAGCAGCAGCAACGAGUGCAGCAGCAACAGCGUGAGAAUCUGGCGUCGGCAAUGGCCGCCGGAAUGCGGCAUCAUCCGCUGCUGGCACCGCCAGAGGCGAUGCAUGCCAAUCCGUUCCAGCUGCUGCGCAUGCCCCUGCCACCGGCGCUGGCACAGGGCAAUGUAGUUCCUAGCGUGGCGCCACUGUUCGGCCAUGGCCGCCCCUCGCCCGCCGAUCACUAUCGCAUGGAGCAGCUGGUGAGCGAACAGUUCCGGCAUCACGGCUUCAAUCUGGCAGCAGCCGCCGCCGCCGCCCAGGCACAGUUCAAUGCCAACGGGCAGGUGUCCGCCAAUGUUCCUACCGUCGCCAGUGGCGAGCCGCGUCCGCCCUCGAGCUCCAGCAGCGGCAGCCAGCGUGGCUCCGUGCCACCCGCCGCCCUGCCACCGCCGUCGCUCAGCUCCCAGCAGCAGCAGCAACAGCAGCAACAACAGCAGCAGCAGCAGCAGCAGCAGCAGCAGCAACAACAGUCGGGAGGUGCCACCACGCCUGGUCUGGUGGGUGGAGGAGGAGGAAGUGGCUCCUUGAAGCUGGAACCGCAGCAGAUGGAUUUUUACUCGCAGCGAUUGCGUCAGCUUGCGGGCACAACAAGCCCUGGAGCUGGCAGCAUUGUUAACUCGAGCUCGCCGAGUCCUCGACAGAAGCAAUCGCCGCACUUUGCGAGCCCAUCGCCCUCCCAGAUACCCCAGCAGCAGCAUCUCCACCACCAGCGUCCCCACUCGCUGACACCGCCCGAGAAGAGCGGCGGCGAUGCGGGCUCCGAGAAUGGCAGCCUGGGCAGCCUGGGCCUCGCGCUGGCAAGCACGCCGCGGUCGGCCAGUACGCCGCCAUCGAAGGGCAGCCUCAACCUGGGACAGGUGGGAGUUGGAGCAGGAGCAGGAGCAGGAGCUGCAGGGGGCGCUGCGGAGCAGGCCAGCUGCUAUGCGUGCAGCUACUGCGACAAGAAAUUCCGCUUCGAGAACAAUCUGAUCAUCCACCAGAGGACGCACACGGGCGAGAAGCCGUACAAGUGCACCGCCUGCGACUUUGAGUGCUCGCACAUCCAGAAGCUGAUGAAGCACAUGCGGGUGCAUCGCAGUCCUGGCGACGAUCAGGAUGGACAGGAUGGCCCGGACGAUGGCAGCAAUGCCGACUCGCUGGAGACGAACGAGGCGGACAACGAUGAGGAUCCGAAUCCGGAUGAGUCCGAGGAGGAGAUGGGCGACGCCGAUGGGGACAAUGAUCCCGAUGGUGACAUCGAUCCCGAUGCCGAUGGCGAGGGCGAGGGCGACGACGAGGACGAGGACGAGCUGGAUGACUGCGAGGACAUGGACUACAAGGCCGAGGAUCUCAGCGUGAGCAACCGCAUCGACGGCAAGAGCCAGAGCCCCAAGACCACCAGCUCGGGCGCCACCUCCCUGGUCGGCGAGCUGAUGGACAAGUUCGGCCUCUCGAACAUUGCCCAGUACAGUGAGGCGUACAAGCAGGCGCUGCAGGAGUCUGGCCGCAAGGAGGCCGCCUCCGUGGCAGCUGCCGCCGCUGCAGCAGCCGCCGCGGCCGCCGUCGAUAACAACAAUCGUGGCGGCAGCUCCGGUCCGGGCUCUGGCUCGGGAGCGGGUGGCGCUGACAAGAUGAACGGCCUGCCCGUGGCCGCCCUCCGACUGCGCGAUGAGUUCGCCAAGAACUGCAACAUGUUCCAGCAGCCGCAGGACGGGCCCGGCCAGGUGCCGCUCUUCAAUCCCUUCCCCAAUCCCUUCGAGCUGAGCAAGCGCAUGAAGAUGGACGGCGGCGACUGGUGGGGCAUGUCCGCCCUGCACCGCAACGAGGCGCUCUUCGAGAACCUCAAGCUGAAGCCGCUGGGCCUGGGCGGCGCCAAUGCGCUCAUCCAGGGACCGCUGCUCAAGAAGGAGAGUCGCCAGCGCAACGACACCUGCGAGUUCUGCGGCAAGGUGUUCAAGAACUGCUCCAACCUGACGGUCCACCGACGCAGCCACACGGGCGAGAAGCCAUACAAGUGCGAACUCUGCUCCUACGCCUGUGCCCAGAGCUCGAAGCUUACCCGCCACAUGAAGACGCACGGACGCACCGGCAAGGAUGUGUAUCGAUGCCGCUUCUGCGACAUGCCCUUCAGCGUCCCCUCCACCCUCGAGAAGCACAUGCGCAAGUGUGUGGUGAAUCAGGGCAAGGCGGCAGCCGCUGCCAAUGCCGUAGCCGCUGCCCAAGCGGCCCAAGCCGCCGCCCAGCAGCUCCAGGCAGCCGCCCAGCAUGCCCAGGCCGCCCAACAGCAGCAGCAGCAGCAGCAGCACCAACAGUCGCAGCAGCAGUCGCAGCAGCAGCAGCAGCAGAUGCCCGUGCAGUCGCAGCUGUCGCCCAGCUGCCCCAUGGGCGUUGUCGGCUAUCCGCCACAGUUUGGAGUCUCCGUUGGGGGCCACAACCUGUCGCUGCCGGGCAGCGUUAGCGGGGACAACGACUCGAAUGCAUCCUCCAGCCUCAACGCUCAUCCCAUUUCGCUGAAGGAGGAGGCAUGACUUUUUAGCAGCUGGAGCAGCGCGCCACACCAACACCCACACUCGCAUCCACACUCGCAUCCACACCAACACCCUCAUUUGCAACAACUGCCACUACAUGCGGUACAUCCACAUCCACAUCAGCAUCCAACGCUCUCGCAUCCCCAUCCGCAGCUGCAGCUGCAGGGUCCGCUGGUAACGGCACCGCCGCCAACGCUUCACCAAUUGGCGAGCAGCAGCAGUCGCAGUCGCAUCAUGUCGCGCAUCUUUUAAAGAUGUCCACAACUGCAUGUCCUGUGUAUAUAGAGUCCUUCCCUAUCCCUUGCCCCCAGGUUGACAUCAAGUUACGGUUAGCAGCAGCCGCCACGGAUACCCUGCAACUUUUACAAAAAGAUUGCCCCCAUGCCACCGCACCCCACGAGAGACACCGCCAGCUGCACUCAGCCAAGCUCCUUGAAGGCGAC
Drosophila guanche is the source of this 6080-nucleotide messenger RNA. It is a transcript of the gene Cph, whose product is annotated as transcription factor hamlet. Bases 1645 to 5637 code for a protein of 1330 amino acids. NCBI's taxonomy places the organism in Eukaryota, Metazoa, Arthropoda, Insecta, Diptera, Drosophilidae. Gene Ontology annotation, biological process: regulation of transcription by RNA polymerase II. Gene Ontology annotation, molecular function: RNA polymerase II cis-regulatory region sequence-specific DNA binding; DNA-binding transcription factor activity. The transcript is spliced from 5 exons. Gene Ontology annotation, cellular component: nucleus. The record is from RefSeq and is a predicted model, not a curated record.